Aspergillus ibericus CBS 121593 is the source of this 1758-nucleotide messenger RNA. RefSeq names its product nucleobase:cation symporter-2 family protein. Gene Ontology annotation, cellular component: fungal-type vacuole; membrane. Gene Ontology annotation, molecular function: xanthine transmembrane transporter activity. The record is from RefSeq and is a predicted model, not a curated record. The transcript is spliced from 3 exons. Bases 1 to 1758 code for a protein of 585 amino acids. Gene Ontology annotation, biological process: transmembrane transport; xanthine transport. NCBI's taxonomy places the organism in Eukaryota, Fungi, Ascomycota, Eurotiomycetes, Eurotiales, Aspergillaceae.
AUGGACGGUCCAGAUCAGAUAGGUCCGGACUACCGGCCGAAGCGGACAUGGGGUGACAAAGCCCGCUCCCUUGUCAAAGCGUUCACUACAAAGGAGGGCCUCAUUGGAGACUAUGAUUACGCCUAUCUGUUCACCCCCAAUAUUCCCUUCAUUACGAAGAGGCGAAGCUCAGCACCAUUCUUCGGACUCGAAGACCGAGUUCCUGUUGUGUUGGCCCUGCUACUCGGACUGCAACAUUCGCUGGCGAUGCUGGGUGGAAUCAUUUCACCUCCCAUCCUGAUCGGUGGCACAGCUGGCGCCAACUUCGGAUCCGAAGACUACCAAUACCUCGUCUCAACUUCACUUAUUGUCUCCGGCAUUCUCUCCGCUAUUCAAAUGACCCGCUUCCACAUCUAUGGCACAAAAUACUACAUCGGGACUGGUCUGAUUUCUGUCGUGGGCAUUUCUUUUGCCACGAUCACUGUGGCAUCUGGGGCCUUCGACCAAAUGUACACAACCGGAUACUGCCCCACCUCUGAGGAUGGGACUAAGCUACCAUGCCCCAAGGGCUACGGUGCUUUGUUGGGAACCUCAUGUUUGUGUGCUCUGCUCGAAGUCGGUCUGUCUUUCAUGAGCCCCAAGAUCUUGAAGCGCGUCUUUCCACCCCUCGUCACCGGUCCUACUGUCCUCCUGAUCGGCGCCAGUCUCAUUCAGUCUGCUUUCGAGGAUUGGGCGGGUGGCUCCGGAACCUGCAGUGACAACCCUGGCAACGGUGCUCUGUGCCCGAGUGCAGAUGCGCCACACGCUCUUCCUUGGGGAAGUGCGGAGUUCAUUGGACUUGGCUUUUUGGUCUAUGUGUCGAUCAUCAUCUGCGAGCGCUUCGGUGCACCCAUCAUGCGAUCCUGUGCCGUUGUCGUUGGUCUGCUGGUUGGAUGCAUCGUGGCCGCUGCAUGCGGGUACUUUGAUCGAUCGGGCAUUGACGCUGCACCUGUGGCCUCCUUUGUCUGGGUUCGCACAUUCCCGUUGGUUGUAUACCCACCCCUGAUCCUACCACUGCUGGCAGUGUACAUCGUCGUUAUGAUGGAGUCGAUUGGAGACAUCACAGCCACGUGCGAUGUGUCCCAGGUCGAAGUUGAGGGACCCACUUUCGACUCGCGUAUCCAGGGCGGUGUUCUGGGUAACGGUAUCACCUGUAUCCUGGCAGGGCUCUGCACAAUGACUCCGAUGUCCGUGUUUGCUCAGAAUAACGGUGUCAUCGCUCUGACCAAGUGCGCCAACCGCACCGCCGGUUACUGCUGCUGCUUUUUCCUCAUCGUCAUGGGUAUCUUCGCCAAGUUUGCUGCCGCCCUUGUUGCCAUUCCCAGCAGUGUUCUCGGCGGCAUGACGACAUUCCUGUUCUCCUCCGUGGCCAUCUCCGGCAUCCGCAUUAUCUCCACCAUCUCCUUCACGCGCCGCAACCGCUUCAUCCUGACUGCCGCAUUUGCCGUUGGUAUGGGCGCCACGCUCGUGUCCGACUGGUUCGAUUACUUCUUCACCUACAGCGGCAACAACCGCGGCUUGACGGGUCUGUUGGACGCUAUUGAAUUGGUCAUGGAGAAUGGUUUCGCUAUUACCGCCCUGCUGGGGGUGGUGCUCAACCUGAUCCUUCCCGAGGAUCCGGAGGAAGAAGCGGCUAUUCUAGAUGCUCGGGGGGAUCACCGCCAGAGCGAGGACGUGAUGACCUCCUCUGAGAGCACACACUUCACGAAGGGAGAGCCAUCCGGCUCCCACACUGCAUGA